UAAAAAUGGCCUUAACAGAGUCGGCAACAGGACUUAUCAUCUCUACUGAUACGGGUGCAUGCUUGUAUAAAAGAUCGAUUAAUAUGAAUCCUAUUGAUCAGAACAAUCUGGGUAUUCUCCAAGCUUUUCUAAUGACUAAUAUUGAAAACUCUUCUAUGCCCAUAUCUAUUAAGACUGAGAAUGGGUAUAUCUCACACACAAUUAUUGAAGUAGAUGACAGCAAACUGAAUAUCUCUAUCUUUGGGAACACUUCAGCAGAGUCUUCUGAGCAAUGAAUAGACUCUGUCUCUCAAUUGCUAUAUAUUCUCAGGAACUUAAUCAUAAUUCAGAUCGGCGCUAAAGCAAUUGAGGAAGGAGCUACAGGUGGAAUUGACGGUCUUAAGAGAAAGCUAAGAGCAUUGAAUGACAUAGUAGAUUAUGUACUCUCUCAACCUGAAUCUCCACUGAUCUUGUUCAAUACUAUUAAUGUAACUUGCCAUACAAAUCGAUUGACGAAUAUGCAUAUUCUUCAGAAAUUUACUGAAAAUUUCCAAGUAGAACAUUCCGCACUUUGGCUAGAAGACAAACUAUACUGCUGUAGCUCUGGUUGGAGUGAGAUCCAUCCAGUAGAUCAAUGAUUAUUGUUUCUCUACAAGAAACUUAGAAAUAAAGAGCAAUUAUAUGAUUUUCCAAUAUUUCUAACACAUACUUCCUUGGUAGACGAGCCUGAGAAUGUUGGUAUAGAUGCCUAUAGAUGCAUCAUCAUUCAUAUCUCUCCACUUUUCACACUAACCUGUCUCUCAGGACCUUCAGUGAACUCUGAAGAACUUAAAGAGUCAGUUCUUAAAGCAUGUGAAGAAGAAGCAUGGAUGGGUCUCUCAAAAGAAGGUCCAUCCAAAUCUAUUCAAGAUUGAGCUGUUUAUUAUGAAGUUCCCGAGCACAUCUUAAGCUGGAUGUGGCUUGAUACAUCAGAAAGCAUCGUCAGAACAUUUACCAGAUCUGAACUUCUUCUCAAGAGUGGUCAUGAAAAUCCAACGCCAAGAGUAGAAAAUAGGAAAAGUAGAUAUUCACGCAUCUCUCAAGAAUUAACCGAAGGAAGGGAGAUUUUUGGAGAUAGAACUUCAAGUCUCAAGGAAUCUCAAAAGAGCUCAAAGAAGGAAGACUUAAAGUCAUUGAAAAGAAAAUAAGCUCCAGGAAUCUGAAGCUAUGAGAGAUUUGAUUAGGCUUUAUUUAAAGCUUCCCAUUGUUGAACCAGUUGAUGAAGAGCAGAAAGAAUUUGAAUCAUACACCCAAGAAAGCUAUAUCAUCUCCGAGGCUUAUACUCUAUAUGUUAUUAAAGAGAAUAGCAAACAGCUAGUCUUAUUGUUUGACAGCUCUCUCGAGAUCGACAUUAUAUCUGAACUAUCACUGGAGUUUAAUAAAUAUCUGAAGGAGACACUUAAUAAAGAUUAUAUAUUUCAAUAACUAAUA
Molecule: messenger RNA, 1449 nt
Organism: Moneuplotes crassus
Lineage: Eukaryota; Ciliophora; Spirotrichea; Euplotida; Euplotidae
Source: the annotation of a GenBank genome assembly